Brienomyrus brachyistius is the source of this 3616-nucleotide messenger RNA. RefSeq names its product serine/arginine repetitive matrix protein 2. Lineage: Eukaryota; Metazoa; Chordata; Actinopteri; Osteoglossiformes; Mormyridae. Bases 166 to 2982 code for a protein of 938 amino acids. The record is from RefSeq and is a predicted model, not a curated record. The transcript is spliced from 8 exons.
ACCCCUGGGGGGAUUUAAGUACCCCAAGAACAGGCCUGCCUCGAGUUCUGCUAGACAGAUUAUUUUCUGGCUUUAAAUGGAUUGGAUCUGACCGAGGGUGACUGACAUGGGAGUAGGGUUUGGGAAGGGCAAUGAGUGAUACUGUGUGCCCCUUCCGGAUGCGACAUGCCACUUGCCGGCGAAGACCUCUACUGUCGCAAGUUCCAGCCCAAUAUCUUCGACCCGUCCCGUUGCCAGACCUGCUUGCGGCUCAGGCACCUGCAUGCCAACGUGCCACAGCGGGACGAUUCAGAUGACCUGUCAGUGGUGAGCAGCUACUGUGACAUCAGCAGGGAUCACCUGGGCUGCGAGGAGGGUUCCCUGUGCAUCCUGAGUCCUGACUGUGAACUUUACAUCUGUGACGAGGACGACAGCACAGACAGCACUCAAGAUCCAUCUGACUUCCCUGAACUCAGCGAUUCGCUCAGCCAAGAGGAAGACGAAUUUGCCCACCAGGACGGAGCAUCUUACCCCACCAUGACUCGUCUGCACCCAGCUCCCCACAGACCCAACCCCCAAGCUUGGAUGGAAGAGGCACGGAGCAGAGAUGGCUUUUCUAGACAAGCAGGAGCAAAAGGACAAAAAGACCAUGACAGUGGCUACCUUUCUCUGGGAAGGGCCGGAGGUAUCCAUUCUCUUAAGGAGAAGAAGCCACCAGCACCAUAUCGGCAUUUAGAAAUAGGCCACCCCCUACCCAGCCACCGGAGUCCAGAACCCAAAGCUACUAUCCCCUUUCGGAACCCAGACCUUGGUGUACCCUCUCAGAGGCGGAGCUCGGAGACACAAGGAUAUGAUCCAUCUCUGGAAAAUUCCCCACCUUCGGGGUUCUCAGAAUCCAGCUACGGUUGGAAUUUUGACUCAGGACAGAGAAGCCUAAGUCCCACCCCUUUUAGACAGGCAGAAUCUCUGGAGUCACCCCAGCAUCGACGCUGUGACAGCUCUUACUCUAGAGGACAGCAGUCGUCUUACUCUUCAACCCAUCAGCAACCCGGAAAUUUGCAAAAGCAGGGCUGUACGUUUUCUCGAUCAUCUUCACCAUGCCGGAGUGCUUCUCCAUUCAGGCAAGCUGACCAGUCAGGCAUGUCCAGCAGGAGGAACUUUGACUUUCCUCAAGGGUCCAGUCAAGGGCCUCGAACACCGUCCCAAAAUUCUUAUGGACGAGGUUUGGAUAUUGCUAGCGUAUCAAAAAACUUUAAAUCAGUUGGUAACUCUAUUGGCUCAUAUUCACAAACUGACUCCUUUGCAAACCUAAGAAAUUCUCUCAGGAAAAAGGAUGUGAAUGUCUCCAGUGGAAUGAGGUCAAACAGUCGCGACUCUUCACCAUCAAAACGAGGAUGUGAUAAUCCAAGCCAAACUCUCCUCCGAAAAACAGACACAAAAACCACUCCUAACAGUUAUAACCGUGAUAGCCGUAGCUCCUCCCCAUCUAGGAAAAUAAACGAGACUCCAAGCCAAACCCUCCUGCGAAAAACAGACUCAAAAUUAGCUACCAAUAACUACAGUAAUAACAGCCGUAGCUCCUCUCCUUCUAGGAAAGGAUAUGACACCCCAACCCAAUCUAUCCUGCGAAAAACCGAUACAGGAAACUCUACCAAUACCUCUAUCCGUGACAGCCAUGGCUCAGGCCCUUCAAGGAGAGCCUGUAAUACCUCAAGUCAAACUAUCCUGCGGAAAUCGGAGGCAAGAGGCACUUCUGGCAUUCAAAGCCAUAACAGCCAAAUUUCUACCCCAUCCAGAAGAGUUGGAGAGCGACUGAAAAAAGACUCAAACAUGCACUGCAACAGUCGAAGUCUCGACAGCCGGGGCUCAUCUCCCUCCAGGCAAGGUCAUAACACAUCAAACUAUUCCAUCCUACGUAAAACCGAGACGAAAAGUACAGCAGGCAUUCAUGGUCAUGACAGCAGGAGUCCCUCCCCUUCAAGGCAAAGUCACGAUUUGCCUCGUCCAUCAUUUCCACCUAAAACCAGGGCAAACAGCUUGUCUAAUACCCCAGCCUACGACAGUCGUAGCUCGUCUCCUUCACGUAAAGUCUAUGAUACCAACCAGCCAGCCCCAAGGAAAGCUACUGAUAUAAUUUGCAGACCGGGGUCAGUAUCCUCUGAAAUAAAAAAAACUACUUCUCAAUCAAGUCCCUCUCCAGGCUCCUGGCGCAGCUCCUCAAACUCGCUCCACAGUCCCCCCAUCUCACGUAGCUCUUCCCCAUCCAGGAGGCAAGGUCAGGGACAACAUAUCUCCAAACCAACCUUCAACACCUCUGAAGCCAACAGCAGGGGCGGCAGUAGGAACAAUAGCAGACAAAGGAGUCUGGAGCCCCAUACCCCCAGCCUGGAGCAUCGACAGUCAUUUCAUCAUAACCCAGGUCUCUCCCCCCAGUCACAGCAGUACACAUCUUCCCAGAGUUCCCUGGAGUCUGAGUCCAGCCACCUCUCUGGGGGAUCAUUGUAUGUGGGGCUGAACAAGGAGGAAUAUGCUCUCAUGGCUGACCUUCCUAAGGUCAAAACAAUAUAUGAAAGGGAAGGUCCAGGGCAGUUUGGAAGAUCUCAGAACCAUAUCUUGGCAAAGGGGGAACUAUAUAAGCCGGCAAGUCACACCCAGACAAAGGAAGUCUACAGGGACCAGGCUGGGCUGGGUGAACGGGGAAAGGCGAAUGGAAGGGAAUGUGACCAGGGGCAGCGGCACAGGCAGGACAGAGAGGCUGGCCAGUUAACAAGGACCCAGUCCAGCAGCUCUCUCCAUACACAGAGAUCAAGCAGUCCCUCACAAGAAGAAGGUAACCAUUGGAAGCUACAGCUGAAACGUUCAUCUGGACCCUCUCAGGAGCUGCUUCCAGACAGAACUGCUGGAAAUUGCCGUUCCAGAUUCCCGUCAGACGAAGCGCGUGAAAAGGCAAGCAUCCCUUACCACACCGUCAUUGUUUUGCUGAGGAAGCGCAAGCUCCAGUAAAGAUUUCAUCAUGGGAAAGACCCACCGAUUAGUCCGACAGUAAUGUUAGUUCCCCUCCUUAGGGCACAGCUGUCGUAUGGUUAUGAUACGCAUCAUUGCACUCAGGUCAUACUGGUAUAUCGACGGGAUAUAGAUACGGGACACUUUUGAUGUUAAAAUAACAUUCUAAAGUAAAACAUGUAUGCAUUGAGAUAGGGGUAAUGUACUUUCAGACGCCCCUAGUUAGUGCUCAGAACUGUAAAUGUUAUAUAUGCUAAAACUCAAAUCAUAGUUGAUAUAUUAAAAAUACAUUUACGAUAAAUUGUUUACUGAAAGAUAUCAAGUGUGUACCUGAAAGGUAAAUAGCCUUGCUACUUCCAAUUUUUAGGAAGAUUAAUUGCUUGUUUUUUCAGUUUUAAUAGAUUUAUUGCAUUAUUUAUUUUUGUUUAUUAGUUAUAUUGGCACUUGUCCCGCACUGAGGCUGUGUGAAUAGCCGUAGCAGCUGAUGUCCCGGUGGCUGUCCGUCUCUUACGCAAUUAGUCAUCCUUCCCUUAGUUGGCAGGGCCUGAUACACGCGUACAUUUGUCCGAUAAAUUUGCCGCCAUUGUGCGUGUGGAGCGUCCUGCCGAGAUAUGAGAUGCCUUUAUAAAGGAAG